Messenger RNA from Aplysia californica (California sea hare), 413 nucleotides. Its product is annotated as zinc finger MYND domain-containing protein 12. Gene Ontology annotation, molecular function: protein binding. The record is from RefSeq and is a predicted model, not a curated record. NCBI's taxonomy places the organism in Eukaryota, Metazoa, Mollusca, Gastropoda, Aplysiida, Aplysiidae.
AAUGACAAAGAACAAGCAUACCUGGCGGCAAACUUCCGUGUGAAAACGACCAUUGACAUGUACGGCAGCGGCCACCCGGCCACCUGGACCGGCCUCAUCCUGCUGGCGUCCACGUACAUCAACCUACGGGACUACAGCAAGGCUGGCUCUUGUCUUUCCAAGAUCCAGGCGUCUUUACUUGAUCAAGAUAUCAAGUGUCCCUUGGAGCUCGGUGCGGAGCUGUCCCGUGUCUAUGGCCUCAUAGCAGAAGGUCAAGGCUGUCUGGAUGACGCCUUGACAGAGUUCUCGGAAGAGGUGUACAGCAACAGCAAGGUGCACGGUACCCACGGCUGGAAGACGGCGGGCAGCUACUGGCGACUGGGGCGGACCUUCUUGCACAAAGGUUUGCACGACGUGGCAGAUUCCAUGUACAG